UCUGAACUAGUGAACUGCCUUCAAAACAACUCCAAUGAAAAAAUAAAUAAAAAUUCACUAUAUCCAGACACCGGGGGCUAAUUCAACGAAUUUUCCCGGUUAGAAUCGUCCACAGUGAGACGACAAACGCGAAAAAUAAUUUUGUGAAGUGGUAAUCGGCACCUCGGGGACAGUUUUAGUCCGAACGAAUGUGAUUAAUACAGUUAGUUAAUUGUUCGUACCGUAUUAUGAAAGCAAUGGCUCAUCACUACGUCGUCACUGCCCACAAACCGACGGCUGUAACCGCCUGUGUCACCGGUAAUUUCACGUCUCCUACGGAUCUCAAUCUCAUUCUCGCGAAGAACACGAGGUUGGAGAUCUAUUUGGUUACCCCAGAGGGGUUGAGGCCGUUGAAGGAGGUGGGAAUUUAUGGAAAAAUUGCUGUCAUCAAGUUCUUUCGACCACCGUACGAAAAAAAAGAUCUUCUCUUCCUCCUCACAACCCGCUACAAUGCCAUGAUCCUAGAAUGCUCCGGAGAGGGUGAGGACAUCGAAAUAAUCACCAAAGCACACGGCAACGUAGCUGACAGAAUAGGAAAGCCAUCGGAAACUGGAAUAAAAGCUGUGAUAGACCCGAAGGCUCGAGUCAUCGGUCUUCGUCUCUACGAUGGCCUCUUCAAGAUCAUUCCCCUGGACAAAGACAAUCCUGAGCUGAAAGCCUCCUCCAUUCGCAUGGACGAACAACAAGUUCAGGAUGUCAACUUUCUUCAUGGCUGUGCCAAUCCCACGUUGAUCAUCAUUCAUCAGGACAUCAAUGGACGACACGUCAAGACUCACGAAAUUUCCCUGAGGGACAAAGAGUUUGUUAAAACCCUUUGGAAGCAGGACAACGUCGAGAGGGAGUCCAUGAUGGUGAUACCAGUGCCCUCACCCAUAUGUGGAGCCAUCAUCAUUGGUCAGGAGAGCAUUCUGUAUCAUGAUGGAACGACUUAUGUUGCUGUUGUCCCUCCCAUCAUCAAGUACAGCACCAUAACCUGUUAUGCGAAGGUCGACGCCCAGGGUCUUCGCUACCUCCUCGGUGACAUGGCAGGCCACCUCUUCAUGCUCUUCCUCGAGCAGGAGAAGAAGCUGGACGGUACCCUCGUCAUCAAGGACCUCAAGGUCGAGCUUCUCGGUGAAGUCAGCAUACCCGAGUGCAUCACAUACCUCGACAAUGGCGUCAUCUUCGUUGGCAGUCGUCUGGGUGACUCUCAACUCAUAAAACUCAUCACAAAAGCCGAUGAAAAUGGCUCUUACUGCGUUCCCAUGGAGACCUUCACCAAUCUCGCCCCCAUCGUCGACAUGGCAGUGGUUGACCUUGAGCGUCAGGGCCAGGGUCAGAUGGUGACGUGCUCCGGGGGCUUUAAAGAGGGUUCACUUCGGAUUAUAAGAAAUGGAAUUGGCAUUCAGGAACACGCCAGUAUCGAUUUACCUGGGAUAAAGGGUAUGUGGGCCCUCAAGGUCGGUAAUAAGACCUUUGAUAAUACCCUGGUGGUGUCGUUCGUCGGCCAGACCCGUAUUCUGACGUUAAACGGUGAGGAAGUCGAGGAGACGGAAAUACCGGGUUUUGUGUCCGAUGAGCAGACGUUUUAUACUGGAAAUGUCACCGAUGAUCUUCUCCUUCAGGUCACCCCAGUUCUCGUUCGUGUGAUAUCCCACGAGAGAAAAUCCGUGGUAUCCGAGUGGGAGCCAGACAACAAGCGUACCAUAUCCGUUGUCGCAUGCAAUGGCCGUCAGAUCCUCUGCGCAACUGGUAACGAUCUCUUCUACCUCGAGGUCAUUCACGAAAAAAUCAUCUCCAAGGGCUUCAUCAGCCUCCCCCACGAGGUCGCCUGUCUCGACAUAUCUCCAAUCGACAGCUGUCCAGAGGCAAAAAUCGUCGCUGUCGGACUCUGGACCGACAUCUCCAUCAGAAUCCUGACCCUUCCACACCUAGAGGAGAUCAACAAGGAGCUUCUUGGUGGGGAAAUCAUCCCCAGGUCUAUCCUCAUGACCUGCUUCGAGGGCAAUAUCUAUCUUCUUUGUGCUCUUGGUGAUGGAUCCAUGUACUACUUCACCCUGACGAAGGACAAUGGUGUCCUUGGGGAUAAGAAGAAGGUGACCUUGGGAACACAACCGACGGUCCUGAGGACAUUCAGAUCCCUGUCGACGAUGAAUGUGUUCGCAUGUUCGGAUCGUCCAACUGUCAUCUACUCCUCGAAUCACAAAUUAGUCUUCAGCAAUGUCAACCUGAAGGAGGUGAAUCACAUGUGUUCACUUAACGCUGAAUCCUAUCCUGACAGUCUCGCCCUGGCGACGGACUCCACCGUGACGAUUGGUACAAUCGACGAGAUUCAGAAGCUCCACAUCAGGACUGUCCCGCUGGGGGAAUCCCCGAGGAGAAUUGCCUAUCAGGAGUCGUCGCAGACAUUUGGAAUCAUCACGAUGCGAGUUGAUGUUCAGGAAAGCACUGGAGUCAGCAUCGUCAGGCCGUCGGCGUCGACGCAGGCGACGUCAACGUCGAGUUCCUCCCACGUGGCGCCUCAUAACAAACCUGGUCACACCGCGUCCAGUGAAAUUGGACAGGAAAUUGAGGUACACAAUCUCCUCAUCAUUGAUCAGCACACCUUCGAGGUCCUUCACGCUCACACCCUGAUGCCAAACGAGUACGCGUUGUCCCUGAUAUCGACGAGACUCGGUAAAGAUCCGACGUCGUAUUUCGUCGUGGGUACGGGAUUGGUGAAUCCUGAUGAGUCGGAGCCGAAGAUGGGGAGGAUUUUGUUGUUUCAGUGGAAUGAUGGGAAGUUUAGUCAGGUAGCGGAGAAGGAGAUCAAGGGGGCGUGUUAUUCACUGGUGGAGUUUAAUGGUAAACUUUUGGCGAGUAUCAACAGUACGGUCAGGUUAUUCGAGUGGACCGCCGAGAAGGAGCUGAGACUCGAGUGCAGUCACUUCAACAACAUCAUCGCCCUCUUCCUGAAGACCAAAGGGGAUUUUGUUCUCGUCGGUGAUCUCAUGAGGUCCUUCACUCUCCUCCAGUAUAAGACGAUGGAGGGGAGUUUCGAGGAGAUCGCCAGGGAUUACAACCCCAACUGGAUGACAGCCAUUGAGAUUCUUGAUGAUGACACCUUCCUGGGGGCUGAGAACUGCUUCAACUUGUUCGUCUGCCAAAAGGACAGCGCAGCAACCAAUGAAGAGGAGAGACAGCAGAUGCAGGCGGUGGGACAGUUCCACCUGGGGGACAUGGUCAAUGUCUUCAGGCAUGGAUCACUGGUGAUGCAGCACCUGGGGGAGAGCAGCACACCAACACAGGGGUGUGUUCUCUUUGGAACUGUUGGGGGAGCGAUUGGUCUCGUGACCCAAAUUCCUUCGGGUUUUUACGAGUUCCUGAGGAACCUCGAGGACAGGCUGACGUCGGUCAUCAAGAACGUGGGGAAGAUCGAACAUCACUUCUGGAGGAGCUUUAAUACCGAGUUGAAGGUGGAACAGUGCGAGGGGUUCAUCGAUGGUGACCUCGUCGAGAGCUUUUUGGAUCUGAAUCAUGAGAAGAUGACGGAGGUGGCGAUGGGACUCACGAUUGAUGAUGGAAGUGGUAUGAAAAAAGAGGCGACUGUCGAUGACCUCGUGAAAAUCGUCGAGGACCUCACGAGGAUACACUGAACAUCAGCCGAAUCCCUCCGAGAUUUAAUUUGCCGAGUAGAUGUUGUCAAUGUGCACUUAUAUCCGUCACUGGACACUGAUUUUUCCAUAAACAUUGAAUGUUAUUCCUGAGGGGGAGGUGUCAUCAGCAAAAACCUGACAAUUGGACAUCAGUGAAGAAGGAAAGAAAAUACUCUCAGUGAAAUGUCUGUGGUAAUAUCGACUGGCAGGAAUGUCUAUCAUUUGGCAGUACAUAACAUAAUUACAUUAGGUUUAUACCUGUUAAAGGUGGAUUGUAUAAAAUAAAAACAUAAUUAUAUAAUUGA
Molecule: messenger RNA, 3958 nt
Organism: Diachasmimorpha longicaudata
Lineage: Eukaryota; Metazoa; Arthropoda; Insecta; Hymenoptera; Braconidae
Gene: pic
Product: piccolo
Exons: 7
Coding region: 228-3653 (1141 amino acids)
Biological process (GO): DNA repair; proteasome-mediated ubiquitin-dependent protein catabolic process
Cellular component (GO): nucleus; site of double-strand break
Molecular function (GO): nucleic acid binding; protein binding
Source: RefSeq, a predicted model, not a curated record